Messenger RNA from Rubroshorea leprosula, 1207 nucleotides. The record is from the annotation of a GenBank genome assembly. Lineage: Eukaryota; Viridiplantae; Streptophyta; Magnoliopsida; Malvales; Dipterocarpaceae.
CACAAAUGCCCAUUUUUCCUCUGGUUUUAGUUUGAAGUUGUAAUCCUAAAAAAAAAAAAAAAAGGAGAGAGAGAAUGCAUGGGAGUGAGAGUUGUAGUAGUGGUGCUUUUGAAGAAGCUAGGAUGGUGGUGAGGAAGUUCUUGGCUAGGCCACAGCAUGAAGGUGCAGGAGCUGUUGUGAGAAGAAGCAUAGGCAGGUUUGAGUUGAGAUACUUUGAUCCUUUUCUUGUUUUGGAUGAAUUCUCAGUUACUGCCCCUGCUGGAUUUCCUGAUCAUCCACAUAGAGGAUUUGAGACAGUCACCUAUAUGCUGCAGGGAGCUGUUACACAUGAAGACUUUGAAGGGCAUAAGGGCACUAUAGGGCCCGGUGACCUCCAAUGGAUGACUGCAGGAAGAGGAAUUGUUCAUUCAGAAAUGCCUGCGGCACAAGGAACCCAAAAGGGUCUACAGCUGUGGAUUAAUCUCUCCUCCAAACAUAAAAUGAUUGAACCAAGGUAUCAAGAGAUAUUGAGCAAGAACAUUGCAGAAGCAACAGAAGGUGGAAUCAAGGUUAGAGUCAUAGCUGGCGAGGCACUGGGGAUAAAGUCACCAAUCUACACUAGGACCCCAACAAUGUAUCUUGAUUUCACCCUCAAAUCUGGAGCUCACCUUCAGCAACCAAUACCAGUAUCCUGGAAUGCGUUUGUUUAUGUCUUGGAAGGUGAAGGUGUCUUUGGCAGUUCAAAAUCUCAACCGGUAACCGCACACCAUAUUCUCCUUCUGGGAUCUGGAAAUGGUUUGGAGGCAUGGAACAAAUCCUCUAAACCGCUGAGGUUCAUUCUGGUUGGAGGUGAACCACUAGGAGAGCCUUUAGUGCAGGUUGGACCAUUUGUGAUGAACACUCAAGAAGAGAUUGAUCAAACAGUAGAUGAUUUUGAGAAUUUCACUAAUGGAUUUGAGAAAGCCAGGCACUGGAGAUCUGGAGCUGCUACUGGCGUUGAAUUUUGAUUCUUGUCUCAUUUAAAACUUCUGAGAAAAUCAGAAAUGAAGAUUUUUAAGGUCCUUAUCACUACAUUUAGAGACCCUUUUUUAUAAUCUAGAAAGUAAAAAGGCACCUUUGAAUGUGAGGUGUGACCUCUCAUCCUUGUUAUUGAGAACUAUCUUAAAUUUAAGGGUUAAUUUAUUGUAGUCUGAAAUAGUACAGACCACAUUAAACAUUUCUGACAUGA